AUGGGGAAGGGUCACGAUAGCAAGCCCGGAGUGAGGCCGCUACUUCCAUCUGAUGAAGUUGAGCUUACCGCUAAGUUGUCCUCUCAUAGGACUCAUUCUCAUACGACGGUGAUUUCUUCUGUUCGUAGUAACUCAGUGACGAUGCCUGAUUUGGUUAGUCUUCACAGGGUCUCCACCUUAGAGAAGGCCCUCACCGAUACUUCUCAUUUCAUCCCACCUGUGAGUGAGAACGACGAAGAUAUUAAUGCUGACAAGGAAGUACAGACUGAUGUUAUGACUGCCACGGAUGCGGACAUCAAAGAUGCAGAGAUAUUUAGAAGGCAAACUAUAAUACGGAAGGGUAUCAAGGACUUCAAAUUCGGCGAUAUGCUCGGCGAUGGAUCGUACUCGCAAGUGUUCUUAGCAACUUCGAAAACCGACUCAUCAAAAACUUAUGCGGUUAAGGUACUAAACAAAGAAUACCUGAUCAAACAAAAAAAAGUGAAAUAUGUUAACAUCGAAAAGACUGCUCUACAAAAUCUCAAAUCUGUCACUGGCGUGAUUAAUUUAUCAUUUACAUUCCAAGACGAGGCCAAUUUGUAUUUCUUGCUUGAAUACGCCCCCAAUGGAGAUUUCCUUUCUUUGAUUAAGAAAUUUGGUACUCUAAAUGAGGAAUGUACCAUAUACUACUCAGCACAGAUAAUAGAUGCGAUUGGAAGCAUGCACUCUCAUGGCAUUAUACACAGGGACAUUAAGCCGGAAAAUAUUCUUCUCGAUGGGAACAUGAAAAUAAAGCUGACUGAUUUUGGUACUGCCAAGUUGUUACAAAAGAAGAGCGACAAGAACGGUAAACCGCAUUAUAAUUUACUCACCCGUUCCUCCUCCUUUGUGGGUACUGCUGAGUAUGUGUCUCCAGAAUUAUUGUCAGAUAAUUACACAGACUAUAAAUGUGACAUAUGGGCAUUUGGUUGUUUGGUUUACCAAAUGAUUGCUGGUAAACCCCCUUUUAAAGCCACAAAUGAAUAUUUAACAUUUCAGAAAGUAAUGAAAGUUCAAUUUGCAUUCACUGCUGGAUUCCCCACAAUCAUCAGAGAUUUAGUAAAAAAUAUUUUGGUCAAACAACCAGAAAAACGUCUAACAAUCCCUCAGAUCAAGGAGCAUUGCUUAUUCGAGAACAUAAAUUUCUCAGAUAAUUCUGUAUGGAAUAGAGAUCCACCAAAAAUACUUCCCUACAGGAUAAAUGCGAAAUCUAUGCAACCAUUUUCACCUCCUAUUCCCCAGUCUCCAUUUCAGAAAAGCAAGGAUGAUAAGCAUAUCAUUGUAGGGAAAAAUAUCAAAUAUAUUAGAAAACGUACAAAUUUGCCUAACAGCAUCAGCUCACCGAACUUGGAUACUAAAUCUGCACCUAAUUCUCCUACUGUAUCACAACCUAGGAAUAUGGAUAGAAACAUUGAUAUUGCGAUACCAUCACAAAAUUUCAAAUCUUCUGCACAAGGAUUGGCAUUGUCUUCCAAGGGGUCCAACUUCAUUAAAGAUACCCAAACAAAGAAGCAAGAAGGUGCAGACAAUAACAAAGAAACCAAACUUACUACUUCAAAUACAACAAAAUUAUCAAGAUCACAGUCACAGAAAAUUGAUCUACACUCAAAAAUCUACGCCAAGAAAAAAUCAAGCGGUAACUCCAAAGCUCAUGAAUUGCAUGUAAUUACAAAGGAAAUUCCUAUGAAAAAGAAUAUAGAUUCACCUCGUCCCUAUAGUGCAGAUAGUUAUACACCCAAGAAUAAUUAUGAGAAAUCGAGGAAUUCAGGUGCGCCUGAUCUACCAGAGAGGAUAUAUAAGUUCGAUAAGGCCGAAAGUUCACCGUACAAUAGUGAUAGCGAUACUCCAACUGACCGUAACAUGAUCAAAAGAAGGUUUUCAAAGAUCUUACUGACUGAUUUCAUGGAUAUUCAAAAGGAACAUGUUCUCAAUAACAUUAUUGGCGAUAUUAUUGUUGUCGAUACAAAUAUUUUUGAAGACAAAAAACAAAAUUUAUACAAUUGUAUUCUUAAUGAGUCGUUCAGAAAUGCCACGAUUACUAAACAAGAUACUGUUUUCAAAUCAACUAGGGAAAAUUAUCCUCACAAGGAGGAGGACUAUUACUACAAAUCCGAUAUACCUUUUAAAACAGUCUCAGGUAUUAAAGAAUUAGAUAUAUCAGAAGAGGUAAUAUCUAUGAAAUCUGUUGGAGACGAAACAGCAGCUGGUCUUUAUUUCUCUCCAUGUGCAUUCGUAGUUACCACUUUUGGUAGAGCACUCAUGAUUAUGGAAACCUGUGAUAAAUUGAACUUUAAACGAAUCUUUAGCAUUAACUUAUUUUGUUCUGGGACUAGUAUAUGCAUGAAUGAGGUUGGGAUUAUAUCUAUUGUGAACCCUUUUAAGACCUUUAUUUUGAGAUGCAGUAAGAAUGAUGUACUGAUCGUUUUAUCAGCAAUAAAACGUUCAAUUAAGCUCAAUCCAGACAGCGCACCUCCACCAAGUAUCCCGGAAAGUCCUAAGGGGGCUAAUAUUGGUAAAAAUUCUGCUGUUUUUGACGCUGUACAAGCGGCAAGACUAGCUAACCCAAUUUUAUCUAGGGAGAAGUACCACCGUCCCACGUCAACUUACCAUAACAGGAAAGCCCAAAAUAAUACAGACAAGAACAACAACAGAAUAUUUAACUCGUUUGUAAAUGCAAAAGCAAGUUCCAAGAAAUCAGUUUUACCUGUGCCUAAUUCAAGAAAUUUAGUAAAUGGUUUACCCAGCAAUAAGGAACCCCAAACACAUAUGGUAGGAUUAGGUCUUUCGCAAAGGAUGAGGAGAUCUGGGGAUAGAACCCGAAAUGAAACCUUUCAACAAAAGUUUAAUUCUAAAAAUGAGAGUUUCCUGAGACAAAGAUAA
Nakaseomyces glabratus is the source of this 2898-nucleotide messenger RNA. It is a transcript of the gene PKH1, whose product is annotated as serine/threonine protein kinase PKH1. Gene Ontology annotation, molecular function: protein serine/threonine kinase activity; ATP binding. NCBI's taxonomy places the organism in Eukaryota, Fungi, Ascomycota, Saccharomycetes, Saccharomycetales, Saccharomycetaceae. The record is from RefSeq and is a predicted model, not a curated record. Gene Ontology annotation, biological process: peptidyl-serine phosphorylation; intracellular signal transduction.